Mytilus trossulus (common blue mussel) is the source of this 892-nucleotide messenger RNA. RefSeq lists its product as uncharacterized. Bases 12 to 689 code for a protein of 225 amino acids. NCBI's taxonomy places the organism in Eukaryota, Metazoa, Mollusca, Bivalvia, Mytilida, Mytilidae. The transcript is spliced from 4 exons. The record is from RefSeq and is a predicted model, not a curated record.
AUAGGUUUAACAUGAACCCUGACAGAAAAGUGAAACAUGAUUGUUUAAACUUUUGGAGUAGGAGAUUUUUAAAGAUUAUUGCUUACCUUGUUUUUUUCAUAACUAUUCUACAAUUUGAAUUCAUAGGAGUAAAAGGUAGUUCUAAAGGAAAGAGCAGAAAAGAUAAGUUGCCUCAGAUGUCGGAAAUUGAAUUAAUGGAUGGUAUUGAACCUUUACCAGAGCAGACAGAGGUAGAAGUUGGAAAUAAAGAUGACUUUAGCGAUGCCAGCCCAACUCGACCUCGAAUGUCAAGCUAUGAACAAAUGAGGAUGGACAGUAUAGAGAAAAACAGAAAAUUUCUGAGUGGCUUGGCAUUUCACCAUAUACCUCAGGAGUCAUGCACGUCUGAAUAUAUUGUUCAAGGUAUAUGGGUAAUCGUGGCGUUUGAGCAGACCUGGUAUCCCGGAUUGGUCAAACACAUUGACAAGGAGAAGGACAGUAUAACAAUAACGUUCAUGCAUCCGAGUGGCAAAAACAAGUUUAAAUGGCCGGUUAAAGAAGACAGAAUAGACGUUGAGAGGAAGUUUGUAAUUUUUGUCUGUUUACCUCCUUGUGCCUGCCCGGAAGGAGAAAACAUGUAUGUUCUACCUGGAACUGACUAUAUAAAAAAUAUAUAUAUUGCAUUUCAGAACAAGUAUUUUACUCAAUAGAUGGGGAGCUGCUCUGUUAAAUAUUAAGUACUAAAUGUUGGCCCCAUUGCUGUCAAUUCUAUCUCAUUAAAUGGCGUUUUUAAUACACCAUUAUGGAAAAAAACUGGCGUUGUCUAAUUUGAGAUCGAUAUCUACACGUGAUUAUUACGAAAUAAAAACGACAUGCUUAAACUCCUUUAUAAGACAGUCAUUAGAACCGAGGA